This is a messenger RNA of Menidia menidia (Atlantic silverside), 1259 nucleotides long. The record is from the annotation of a GenBank genome assembly. Lineage: Eukaryota; Metazoa; Chordata; Actinopteri; Atheriniformes; Atherinopsidae.
AUGAUCACCAGAGAGACAAACAUGCAUCUAAAAGCUGUGAUCUUCGCCCUUUCGCUCUCAGCAACUUUAGCAUACCCGCUACACAGUGACACCAGGGAGACGACCUGGGAACUCUCAAAAGGCAACCAGGCUCAUGAAAAGACAGACCACACUAAAGACGUCCAUAAGAUCUACAAAAGCAUCAUUGACAGCAACGGUCUCUACACCCAAGAUGACAACAGCAAAUACCCAGUGGCGGAGGAAAUGCAGCGCAAACUGGCCAUGGAGUCGGAGCGGCUGCGAGUCCGUCUGCGCCAAGAGCUGGCAGAGUUGAGGGACAGGCUAUCCCCAUCUCCAGACCACCUGAGUGCCAUCGUGGCCAGCAUAAGGGAGCGUUUGACUCCACUGACCGAACAACUCCAGAGCUCCCUCAGCAGCAGAACCCAAGAUCUUUGCAGCCACCUGAAUUUCUAUCUGCAGGGCGUGGAAACUGCAGAGGCUCAAGCAGAUCCCAGCCCAGCUCUCUAUCAAGAGGCUUCCCACUGGAUCACCCAAAGUCUGGAACACAGGAGCCUGCAGCUGACCAACAUAAUCAAUGACUUCCAUUCCAUAGCCGGCAGAGAGAUUGAACAGCUGAAAGAGACAAUCGCUCACGAGGGAGAAGCACCUGAAUCUAAGGUCUGGCAGGACGUAAGCUCCUUAUUGAGACAAGAAGUAAGUUCGCUUCAGGAGCAGGCGCAGCAAAGAGUGGGGCUCCUCAAAGCCCACCUUACAGCACAGCUAGAAUCAGACCAGCCUCGGAUGGCUCAGGCUACAGGACACGUGGAGCAGUUCUGCCAAAACGCAGCCUCACAGAGCCAGCUGCUCCGGGCACAGGUGGACAGGUUGUUUAUGUCGGUGGAGGAGAAGGUUCACGGAGCCACCGGCCUGUUUCUGCCCUCCUCCUUGUCCAUGCAGCAAGAGGGUUCUUUGCGAGAAGACUUUUCAGUGAAGCUCUCCGCUCUGAUUCAAGACAUUCUGCACUCUGUACAGUGACGAGGGCGUGCACUUGAUUUGUUCAAAUUUAACGAAUGUAUGACCCAUUUAAGUGACUCAUCUGUCCUGUAUUCUUGACCAUUUAUAUCUCCUUUUGGUUUACUGCUGAACCGUCAUGGCAAGCUGAUUGUAAAUAUUUAUGAAUAAUGUUGACUUUGUUUUGUUUUUUCAUUAUAUAUGUGUAAGAGUGAGCAUGUAUCUGUACGUUUUGUGUAUGCUGAGAGUAAAGUUUUUGAUAAAAACUG